AUGAUCAACACCAGCAGCGAAGUGAAUUAUCACUUCUCUUCUGGUUCAUUUGACGUUCCGGCCCGCACCGCCUUCCUCCUCUUUGCGCAUAAGCCGUCGAAUGCUGUACCGCUGCCGCCUAGUCAAGACCCAUGGUACAGCGCCCCGGAGGGGUUUGAAAUUGCUACGCCAGGCACUAUCCUCCGCCUGCGUAUCGCCCCUGGUAAUCUGACCUCCGAGGUGGUCAAGAAUGCGACGGCGGCGUACAACAUUCUCUACAGAACUACCGACUCGCACGACCAGCCAGCGUGGGCUGUCACAACGCUUUUCAUCCCGACAACGCUCUACGAGACCCCUUCGGGCAAAAAGGCUCUCGUGUCGUACCAGUUUGCGUAUAACUCAGCUGACGUAGAUUCGAGUCCUUCAUAUGGCUUCUACUAUGCUUUGUCUCAGCCUGUUCCCAGCCUAAACAUACCCGCAAGCACGGACCUCUUAACUCAACUCUUAACAAAAGGCUGGAUCGUAAAUUCACCAGACUACGAAGGCCCCAGCGCCGCUUUCGGCGCUAGUAUACAAUCCGGGCGCGCUACCUUAGAUGCGUUACGCGCCGUCGUCAACCUAGCAAAUCUGACCGGACUUGGUCCUCUGUCCGUCGCUAUGUGGGGUUACAGCGGUGGCAGCAUUGCCACCGAAGCAGCAGCUGAGCUACAGACGGAGUACGCACCAAGCCUUUCGAUCAGCGGUGCGGUGGUUGGAGGGCUUGUUGAUAAUAUCUCUGCCGAUUAUGACUUAUUUAACGGGACCGUGCUCGCGGGUAACCUGGUCGCUGUCAUCCUAGGCUUAGUCUCUCAGUACCCCGAGGCAUUGGCGUACGUCCACAGUCGACUAAAGCCCGAGACGGCGGACGAAUUUCUGGCGGCUAAGCAUAUGAAAACGGGCGCCGUCACAAGUUUUUUCUCCUCCAAAGAUAUCUACAGCUACUUCAUUGGAGGGGCAGCUGACCUGCAGGCUCUACCUCUGCAGAAAGUAUACGAACGGGAGUGCCGCUUGGGAUACUAUGGCCUGCCUAAAAUACCCUUAUUUCUGUACAAAGCGAUCGGGGACCAGUAUUGCCCAAUUAGCCGGACCGACGCACUUGCCAGCCGGUUCUGCGACGCCGGCGUUGAGCUGACGUUCGAGAGGAACACGGUUGGAGGGCAUGUCGCGGAAAUUGGGAACGCGAAGCCCAGAGUUUUCGAGUGGCUUGAGAGUAUUUUCCAAGAAACUUACCAGGUACCGGUUGGAAGCUGUUCCAUACGUGAUGUGACAGUCAACAUCACUAAAUUAUCUACCUAA
Xylaria bambusicola is the source of this 1314-nucleotide messenger RNA. RefSeq names its product LIP-domain-containing protein. Gene Ontology annotation, molecular function: triacylglycerol lipase activity. The transcript is spliced from 2 exons. Gene Ontology annotation, biological process: lipid catabolic process. Bases 1 to 1314 code for a protein of 437 amino acids. The record is from RefSeq and is a predicted model, not a curated record. NCBI's taxonomy places the organism in Eukaryota, Fungi, Ascomycota, Sordariomycetes, Xylariales, Xylariaceae.